AUGCUAUAUCCUCUUUUCAUCUUAAAAGGUUGCUUGACUGCUGUUACCGAUAUUGCCAGGUCCGUUAAACCCUACAUCAAAGAACUUUCUCGCCAGGAGAAUUUUUGCAAUGUCCAUGUCAAUGUCUUUGACCCGUGUGAAAUUGAAUAUUUGCGACGGUAUUGUCUGAAAAAACAUUGUAUUAAUACAUUGACACGUGCAGAUGACAAAAUAAGCUUGUUAGCUAAUCCAGAAACACAUACUGGAUACCGAUACGGGGCUUCUGAUAUAUGGAAGCAUAUAUAUGCCAUAAGCGAUGACUUGUUCUACAGGAAAAUCGUAAAUGGUCUGAAAUUCUCCAUAUUUGUCCAUAUUUGCCGUUACUAUGUGAAGAUAGACGAAAAAUACUUUGUAAACACCAGUUUUUUUUUCAAGCAUUUUCGGAAAGCGGAUUAUGAAGACUUUCUUUGGCUCUUGAGAUUGAUUUAUUCUGCUUUUGCAAAACUUGAUCUGAGUAAACUAAAACUGGAAGAAAAGGAAAGGCAACUUGUGACACAAAUGAAAAAUAUUUUGAACAUUAAUGACAAGCAAGUACUUAAUACACGACUCAUAAAUAAUAUUCAUGUAUGCUUAGAUGUAGUUAAUUGUGUAUCAUGUGACAAAUGUAAGUUAUGGGGAAAAAUUCAGUUUGCCGGUUUGAUAACAGCUAUAAAAAUACAUAACAAUACAUUUGAUAACAAAUUUGACGAGUUUGUUUUUUUGGUAAAUCUUAUGACCAGGUUAACAGUCACUGCAAAUGCAACAAGUAGAUUUUUUGAUCAUAGGAAGCGAUAA
This is a messenger RNA of Vavraia culicis subsp. floridensis, 813 nucleotides long. RefSeq lists its product as uncharacterized. Gene Ontology annotation, biological process: protein folding in endoplasmic reticulum. The transcript has a single exon. Lineage: Eukaryota; Fungi; Microsporidia; Pleistophoridae. The record is from RefSeq and is a predicted model, not a curated record. Gene Ontology annotation, cellular component: endoplasmic reticulum; endoplasmic reticulum membrane. Bases 1 to 813 code for a protein of 270 amino acids. Gene Ontology annotation, molecular function: FAD binding; thiol oxidase activity; protein-disulfide reductase activity.